UUUACGGUCGUUUAUCGAUUAGUGAGGUCUGUCAGACUGAGCUGUCGAAGACGGAGAAGUCGAUGCCUAUGCGGAAGUGGGUCUGUCUCUGUUCAUUUGGAUAAAUUCACAAGAGAAAACAACCAAAUUAAAAUUUUGAGCAUCGCGUGCGGACGGUUUGUUGUGGUUUGGACUGGGCUGUGUUUAGAUGUCAAGCUGCUGUCCCGGGGACAUGGAGACGCUGCAGUCCACGCACGAGUCCAGGGUGAUGCUAACUGUGUUAUCUGAGGUGUGGCUGAGUGGUUAAACGCCUGGCUGGAAACGGAAAGGUUGCAGGUUCGCUAGUUUGUUCCUGUGAUCUGUUUACAGCAGCAGCAGCAGUCGAGAACAAACCCAGCAGGUCACCGGUGUCUGCGGUAAAAGAGCUUGUUGUGGUGUCCAGCUGGAAUCAUCAUGUCCUGCGCUGGUCCGUCUCUGUCGCAUCCUCAGUGCUCCGCGGCGGGAGCCGAGAGCCAUCGGGGGAUUCUCUCCUCAGACAGACACGCUGGGCUCCUGCUAGCGCAGAUGAACAAAAUGCGCCUUCAGUCUGACUUCUGUGAUGUGCGACUGCUGGUCGGCGGAAGGGUGUUCGGGGUCCAUAAGCUGGUGCUGGCUGCCAGCGGCCCGUACUUCGCUGCUCUGUUCUCUGGAGCCAUGAGCGAAGCCCAUGAGGAGGAGGUUCGCAUUGUUGGAGUGGAAGCUGACGUCUUUGAAAUUCUCCUAGAAUUUAUUUACACUGGCUUUAUCGACGUGACGGUGGACACGGUGCAGGAGCUGAUGGUGGCUGCAGACAUGCUGCAGCUGAGUGAGGUGGUGGAUAUAUGUGGAGAGUUCCUGCGGGCUCAUAUGGACCCAUCCAACUGUGUGGGGAUCUUUCGCUUUUUGGAGCAGAUCGCCUGUAUGGAGCUGUUACAGUUCACUGAAGACUACAUCCAUGUCCACUUUCUAGAGGUGUGCACCUCAGAAGAGUUCUCAAGCCUGUCUAAAGAUCAGCUGGUGAAGCUGCUCCGCAGCGAGGAGCUCAGGAUCGAAGACGAGUAUCAGGUGUUCACCGCUGCUAUGGACUGGCUGCACCACGACGUGCCGCACAGGAAGAAGCAUGUGGUGGAAGUCCUGGAACCGGUGCGCUUCCCGCUGCUGUCUCCUCAGAGACUCUACAAGUACAUCGAGGGUAUUUCUGACUUCAGUUUGAGAGUUGCAUUGCAAACCCUUCUGAGAGAGUACACUGAAGUCAACAAGUCCCCGAAAGAGAGCAAACCUUUCAGCCUUCUGCAGACGGCCAAGGCCCGGCCCCGGAGGAAAGCCCGCAAGUACCUCUAUGCCAUUGGCGGUUACACUCGUCUGCAGGGUGGCCGAUGGAGUGACAGUCGGGCUUUGAGUUGCGUCGAGCGCUUUGAUUCGUUCAGUCAGUACUGGACCACGGUGUCUUCCCUGCAUCAGGCCCGCAGUGGACUCGGGGUGGCCGUCCUGGAAGGCAUGAUAUAUGUAGUGGGGGGAGAAAAGGACUCCAUGAUUUUCGACUGCACGGAGCGGUAUGACCCAGUGACCAAGCAGUGGGCGGCAGUGGCAUCUCUGAACUAUCCACGCUGUGGGGUCGGACUUUGUUCCUGUCAUGGAGCUCUUUACGCACUUGGUGGCUGGAUUGGCUCAGAAAUCGGGAAGACCAUGGAACGUUAUGACCCGGAAGAAAAUAAAUGGGAGGUUAUUGGGAGCAUGGCUGUUCCUCGAUAUUAUUUUGGCUGCUGUGAGCUGCAAGGCUUCAUCUACGUGAUCGGUGGCAUCAGUGAUGAGGGUACGGAGCUGCGCUCGGCUGAGGUUUACGACCCCAUCUCUCGCCGCUGGAGCGCGCUGCCUGUCAUGGUGACCCGGCGGGCGUACGUGGGUGUAGCUAGCCUCAAUAACUGCAUCUACGCUGUAGGAGGCUGGAAUGAGGCUCUGGGAUCAUUGGACACAGUGGAGAAGUACUGCCUGGAGGAGGAGAAGUGGGUGGAGGUGGCGCCGAUGGCCGUCCCGCGCGCUGGCGUAACGGUUGCAGCCGUUAAUGGUUUGUUAUAUGCGGUGGGAGGUCGGACCUCCAGCCGGGACUUUUCAGCGCCGGUCACCGUAGACUCGGUGGAAAUCUACGACCCCCAUCUGGACACGUGGACGGAGAUUGGUAACAUGAUCACCAGCCGCUGUGACGGAGGUGUAGCUGUGCUCUGAUAGGACACACAUUCACACCCAGCAGCACAUCACUCAACCCUGAAGCUGAUUUUAGUGUCUAAUUUAUGAUCAGUGAAGAUCGGUCUCAUAUGUUAUCUUGUGCGUUUGCUGAGGCUUGUUUAGGAAGUAAGUGUCAAGGUGAGUCUUCUUAUUUUUUGUUUCGAGACACUGUGAGAUCAUGUGCUCUUAUAUUUUAUUAAUUGCUCUUCUAACCAGCAAACAGCCAGAAGCUUCCCAGCCUGCUUCAGUAAGCCUCCGUUCAUUAUGUAUCGAUGGUCUUCAUCAUCUCAGUGCUGCUGAUGUGAAUAUUAGCCAGCAACUUGCUUCUUUUGUUGAGUCGUUUCACGUUUGCCUCUCAUGUUUAAUGUUACAUUUUGCACUUUUGUAUCGUACCUGUAUGUUUCUCACAAUCUUAAGCUUGUGGAACACACUCUUGAUUGUUGUUAAAAAUAUUUGAAUUUAAUACAAGUACUAGAAUUUGUUCAGCUGAGAGCUUUAACAUUUCAUUAAUAGAGACUAUUUCCUGGAAUAAAAAUAAACCGUGUUUUGCCACUCCA
Molecule: messenger RNA, 2777 nt
Organism: Cyprinus carpio (common carp)
Lineage: Eukaryota; Metazoa; Chordata; Actinopteri; Cypriniformes; Cyprinidae
Gene: klhl27
Product: intracisternal A particle-promoted polypeptide
Exons: 11
Coding region: 433-2220 (595 amino acids)
Molecular function (GO): actin binding
Source: RefSeq, a predicted model, not a curated record